AUGGCUAUUCUUGCUGGUCGAGAGAUCAACAGCAAUGCGAGAGGCAUUCUGACGAACAACAGCGCGCCGACUCAUGCGGAGUUCGAAACGCGUGGUGCGAUUCGCAAAUGA
Messenger RNA from Parastagonospora nodorum SN15, 111 nucleotides. RefSeq lists its product as hypothetical. Lineage: Eukaryota; Fungi; Ascomycota; Dothideomycetes; Pleosporales; Phaeosphaeriaceae. The transcript has 2 exons. Bases 1 to 111 code for a protein of 36 amino acids. The record is from RefSeq and is a predicted model, not a curated record.